This is a messenger RNA of Symbiodinium pilosum, 840 nucleotides long. The record is from the annotation of a GenBank genome assembly. NCBI's taxonomy places the organism in Eukaryota, Dinophyceae, Suessiales, Symbiodiniaceae.
AUGGUGGGCGAAGAAGGAAUUAUCUGCUCAGAAGCCUUGGCGGUGUCCGCCAUUUGCUUAUACAACUUCAGAUUCAUCCAUUGCAUUCGCCUAUACAACAAUAUUCUCUGCUGGCAAUUCACCAUCAUGGCCUUGCACGUGGCCCCCGUGGUGUCAUUGAGAUGCUUAGGACUGGGACCCGCUGCUGAGUUGAGAUGCACAGUUUGCUGGGUUCUCCUCUCCUGGGGCUGCCGUGCCUUUCAGCCAUCAGUCUUCAGCUUGGCGAUGGUGCUACUGGAGAUUGCAUCAUACCUCAGCGAUCUGAACAAGGAUUUGCUCGCAGCACUCUUCCUGCUUCAGCUGGUCAUUGCGUUUGGCGCUUGGGCAGGCAUGCUGCUUGCCAGCUGCUUUAGCAGCUUCUCCUUUGUACCAUUCGACCGGCAUUUGCACAAGGGGCUGCGGCACAUGUGCAUUUCUGCUGCAGCCCGGCGCUGCUUUCUGCAUGAGUUCAUCAGCCAUUUUGUGGUCCAGAUGCUGUUUGCAGAUAUUCUUCGACGUCGACUUGGAUAUCUCCCAGACCUGUGGACUGCGAUAUGCGGGGCAGUGCCCAUACAGGCUGUGUAUGCCGCGCUUGUAUUUAUCACGGCCGUCCUCAUCCCGCCUCACGGGCUACCCUACAACCUUGGCCAGAUUCCGAAGCUUCUGCGAGUUCCCGUAUCCCACUGGCUACCCCGUCCACUUGUAGGCGAUGGCGCUGUGACGCGUGUGAACACGAAGUUCCUGCCAUGGUGGGCGCGUGCAGCAUUUGACCAGGACUGGAGAAUGAGCCGGCAAAAUGCCUGCUGCAUGACAAUUCCCUGA